CUGGACCCUCAGCUUUGCUCAGAUUAUUUUGAUUUAGUUCAAAAUCCUGUUGAGAUGAAGCUUUAUAUCCUGGGAUUCCUUUUAACUAUUGUCUGGCAGGAGCAGCAUGUCAUUGCAUUUCAGAGUGGCCAGGUUUUAACGGCUCUCCCUAGAACAACUAGACAAGUCAGAAUUCUCCAGAACAUGACAAUGACAUUUGAGGUUGUUCUCUGGAAACCAGAAGAUGUGGAGUUCAUUAAAAAGUCAAAAGAAAUCCAUUUCUACGUCAACGAUUCUCAUGUGGACAGUGUGAAAACCUUCUUAGAGCAGAACAAAAUCAUAUUCAGGGUAUUGGUAGAAGAUGUUGAAGAACUUAUUACACAACAAACCAUCAAUGACACACUCAGUCCCCGGGCCUCUUCAUCGUACUACCAACAAUAUCACUCACUAACUGAAAUUUAUGAGUGGAUAGAAAUUAUAACUAAGAGGCAUGCUGAUAUGCUUGAAAAAAUAUACAUCGGAUCCUCAUUUGAGAAGAGACCACUUUAUGUUUUGAAGCUUUCUACAAAUAGAAACACAUCAAGAAAUGCUAUAUGGAUCGACUGUGGUAUUCAUGCCCGAGAAUGGGUGGCUCCAGCUUUCUGCCUUUGGUUCAUAGGUUAUGCAACCCAAUUUUAUGGGAAAGAAGCAAAAAUCACCAAACUUCUGAAUAAUAUAGAUUUCUAUGUCAUGCCUGUUUUGAACGUGGAUGGUUAUGAUUUCACAUGGAAAAGAGACCGAAUGUGGAGAAAGAACCGUUCCCUGCAUGAGGGAAAUCUAUGCUUUGGGACAGAUCUGAACAGGAACUUUGCUUCGAAACAUUGGUGUGAGGUAGGUGCAUCGAACUCAUCAUGCCGAGAAAUUUACUGUGGACCCUAUCCUGAAUCAGAACCAGAAGUCAAGGCAGUAGCUAGUUUUCUCAGGAGAAAUCUGAAUCACAUUAAAGCAUAUAUAACUAUGCAUUCAUACUCUCAGAUGGUGCUGUUUCCAUAUUCCUACACUUUUAGCAAAAGUAAAGACCAUGAAGAACUAUCUCUAGUGGCAAGCCAAGCAGCUCAAGCUAUUCAGAGAGUUAAUGAAAAUACUUAUUACCAACAUGGCCCUGGUGCAGAAACCAUCUAUUUAUCUCCUGGAGGUUCAGAUGACUGGGCUUAUGACAUGGGCAUCAAAUAUUCUUUUACUAUUGAACUUCGAGAUAAAGGCCAAUAUGGAUUCUUGCUUCCAGAACGUUUUAUCAGACCAACAGUGACAGAAAUUUUUUCGGCUGUCUAUACAAUAGCUUCUCAUGUCAUCCGUAAAACUUAAUAUGUCCCAUUUCAAAUAACUGAUUUCAUGAUAGCAGUACACAAUUAUUUUGCCAGAUUUUAAAAAGAAGUACUAUUUUAGAUAAAGGGAUUUCCUACCCUUUCAGGUUUUUAUCAAAGGGAUAUAGUCAACAUAAAUGCUACUUCUUUAAGGACGGGACCAAGGUAACACAGUAUCUAAAGUUUUAUCUUAUAAGUAAUUUAAAAAGCAUGUUCUUGUUGACUGAAAAUGUUACAUCAAAUACAAAAAGUGUCAGUGUCUAUCCACUUUUGGUCCAAACUUUCAACAAAUUUCUUCCUGUGUUUCAAAUAAAAGAAAGCAACAUA
Messenger RNA from Dromiciops gliroides (monito del monte), 1649 nucleotides. It is a transcript of the gene CPB2, whose product is annotated as carboxypeptidase B2. Bases 55 to 1323 code for a protein of 422 amino acids. Lineage: Eukaryota; Metazoa; Chordata; Mammalia; Microbiotheria; Microbiotheriidae. The record is from RefSeq and is a predicted model, not a curated record. Gene Ontology annotation, molecular function: metallocarboxypeptidase activity; zinc ion binding. Gene Ontology annotation, biological process: proteolysis; fibrinolysis. The transcript is spliced from 11 exons.